Molecule: messenger RNA, 1926 nt
Organism: Yarrowia lipolytica CLIB122
Lineage: Eukaryota; Fungi; Ascomycota; Dipodascomycetes; Dipodascales
Biological process (GO): rRNA processing
Cellular component (GO): Mpp10 complex; sno(s)RNA-containing ribonucleoprotein complex; small-subunit processome
Source: RefSeq, a predicted model, not a curated record
AUGUCUGGAAUUCCCACGAUUGUGACGUUGGACGAGCCGCUGAGCGUGUUGGCCGUGCCCGAUUCUGAGCUCAAGAAGCAGGCUCUUGCCAAGGUCAAGGAGGCGCUGGACCCUCUCUCAGAGCAGUACUCGGUGCUUGAUCAGAUUCAUGUUCAGGAUAUGGAUGCUGAGAUGGUCUGGGCUCAGGCCAAGAUGGUUAUCGAUGGCGUUUGUGAUAAGAUGAUUGGCGAGGUGUUUCCCAAGUACGGCAAGAUCCAGCCCGACAGCGAGCAAGAAGAUGAGGAAGAGGAGAGUGACGACGAGAGCCAGUAUGAGAGCGCUCAGGAGGAGGUUCCUGGAGAGGAGGUUGUUGGCGAGGAGGAGGAUGAGGGAGUUGACGUCUUUGACGAUGGCGACGAGGACGACGAGGACGAUACUGAGGAGGACAACGAAGGCAGCGAUGUUGAUAUGGACAUGGAUAAUCUUGUUGAUGAUUAUGAAGAUGAGGAAGAAAAGGAAGACGACGACGAGGAAGAGGAGGAGGAGGAGGAGGAGGAAGACGAUUCUGGAGGGGAAGAAAAGCCCGAUAAAUUCGGUCUCAAUGAUGGCUUCUUCGAUAUCGACAAGUUCAACAAGCAGAUCAUGGCCAUGGAGGCUGACAACUUUGGAGAAGACGGACCCGACUUUGAUUGGAACAAAGAGCUCGGCGAGCAGAGCGACGACUCGGUCGACGAUAUCAAGUACGACGACUUUUUCGGCAAGGCCAAGUUUGACAAGAAGCUGCAGUACGAGCAGCGGGUUGCCAAGCGACAAAAGCUUGCCGAACAGGCUCUGGAGAACAAGGAUGAGGAGUCUGACGAUGAGUCUGACAACGAGGCCGGUUCUGACGACAACGAAGCUGACUUCGACAUGGAGGGAUCUGGGGACGAAAACGAAUACGAGGACAUGAUCAACUCUGUUAAGAAGGAUCUGUUCGAGGAAGAUAUUGCCGAAGACACCCCCGAGCAUCUGUCGACGUUUGAGAAACAGCAACGGGAAAUCAUGAAGCAGAUUGCCCAGUACGAGAAGGAAAACGUGGGCGAAAAGAAGUGGACCCUUAAGGGAGAGGCUCGAGCAGCCCAGCGAACUAAGGACUCGCUGCUGGAGGAGGAUCUGGACUUUGAGCGGGGAGCUAAACCUGUUCCGGUCAUGACCCAGGCCGUCACCGAGUCGCUGGAAGACAUGAUCAAGGCCCGAAUCAAGAGCGGCCAGUUUGAUGACCUUCCGCGACGUUUCUUUGACGACCUGCCUCAGUUCAAGAAGAGCAAGCUCAUCGAGGUCUCUGAGCAAAAGUCGCAAAAGUCUCUGGCUGAUCUGUACGAGGCUGAGGCUAUGGGAGAGACCGAACCAUCGACGACGAACGAGCCCCCUAACGAAAUGCGAGACGCUGCCCAUCGAGAAAUCGAAGACCUAUACGCCGACGUUGCCUACACCCUCGAUUCUCUGUCAUCUUGGACCUACAAGCCCAAACCCACUAAAUCCAUCCAGAUUGUCACCAACGCUCCUGCCAUCUCCAUGGAGGAGGCCCAGCCCCAGGCUCUGGCCCAGGAGGAACAGCUGGCUCCCCAGGAGGUUUACAAGCCCGAGGUUGCCGAUAAGAGAGAGCGACUGGCUGGCUCGACUGGCCUUCCUCAGACCAAGGCUGAGAUGACCCGAGAAGAGCGAAAGCGAGCCAAGAAGAAGGAGAAGAUUGCCCGAGGAAAGCAGUUGGCAGAGAAGGAGGAGCGACAGCGAUCUCUUGCGGUGCAUUCCAAGGAGGGCGAUGCCAAGGGCUCCAAGGCCCAGGUCAUGGAGACUCUGAAGCAGGGUAAUGUUACGGUGAUUGGAAAGAGAGGCGAGAAGAGAGGACUAGAUGGAAAGCUGAAGAGGGAUCAGAAAGCCAAGGAUGGUUACAGUCUGAAACUGUGA